AUGAGUAAAAUAUUGCUUAUCCUUUUUUUAAUCUUUAUCGAUUUAAAAAAAUGUUUUAAAAUAAAUAAUUUAAAUAAUGCCCAACUAUGGGGCAAAAUUGUUUACUCACCCCAAUGCAAUAAUGUAUUUAAAAAAGAAAAAAUUAAAAAAAAGGAAAAUUAUAUUUAUAACUAUUCAUUAAAGGAAAAGGAAAUAAAUCAAGAUGAAACAAACAUAUUUGACAACUCCUACAUUUAUCAUACCCCAGUACUACUCAAUGAAGUAAUACAAGUUUUAGAUACUUCAUUAUUGGGCAGACAAAAUGAUAAAACAGUUAGUAAUUUAAAUACGGAUAAAGAUGAAAUACCAUUGGAUAGGAUAAACACAUUAGUUGGGAGUGAUAAACAAAAACUUUGUGACAAUAUGAACUAUGAUCAAUCCAUUUUGUUGGAUAAACAAAAUGAAUAUUUGAUCGAUGCAACCUUAGGAGGGGGAGGUCAUACUUUAGAAAUUUUAAACAAAUUUCCAAAAUUAAAAGUUAUAUCUAUAGAUAAAGAUAUAGAAGCAAUUUAUUAUAACAAAUAUAAAUUAAAAUCAUAUAUAAAUAAUAAUAGACUUAAACUAAUUCAUGGAAAUUAUAAAGAUAUUUUAUUUUUACUUAAUUAUUAUUCUUUGCCAUUAUUUAAUAGUUAUAGUGCUAUUCUAGUAGAUCUAGGAGUAUCAACACAUCAACUUAAAAGCAGUAAAAGAGGGUUUAGUUAUAAAUAUAAUAAUAUCCUUGAUAUGAAUAUGAAUAAAUAUACUGAAAAAGAAUAUGUAGAAAAUUAUAUAAAUAAAGAAUUUAAGCAAGACAAUGAAAUAAAGGAAUUAUAUAUGACUAGCGAAAUUGAGGAUUGUAAAAAAAUUCAUAAUAUUUUAAAUACAUAUAAUUUAAAAAAAUUAAAAUAUAUUAUACAAAAGUUUGGAGAAGAAAAAAAAGCUUUUAAAAUUGCAAAAAAAAUAAUUGAAUGGAGAAAACAAAAUGGAAAAAUUGUAACAACAUUUGAUUUAAAAAAUAUUAUUCUUUCAACUUGUAAAAAUAAUUAUAAAUCAAAUAAUAAAGUUUUAUCAAGAGUAUUUCAAUCAUUUAGAAUUUAUAUUAAUAAUGAAUUAUUAUCAUUAAAAAAUUUAUUAUUAUCUUCUUAUAAAAUAUUGAAACAAGGAGGAGUGUUAAUUAUUAUUUCAUAUCAUUCCUUAGAAAAUAAGUACAUUGAUUUAUUUGUUAGUAGUAAAACAAAAUUAUGGAAACAAAUUAAUACACACCCAAUAGUACCAACUGAUCAGGAAAUCAAACUAAACAAAUCAUCACGAUCUGCUAAAAUGUUUGUUUUCGAAAAAGUAUAA
Messenger RNA from Plasmodium vinckei vinckei, 1362 nucleotides. RefSeq names its product S-adenosyl-methyltransferase, putative. The transcript has a single exon. Gene Ontology annotation, biological process: rRNA base methylation. Gene Ontology annotation, molecular function: rRNA (cytosine-N4-)-methyltransferase activity. The coding region runs from base 1 to 1362 and encodes 453 amino acids. Lineage: Eukaryota; Apicomplexa; Aconoidasida; Haemosporida; Plasmodiidae. The record is from RefSeq and is a predicted model, not a curated record.